Molecule: messenger RNA, 315 nt
Organism: Necator americanus (New World hookworm)
Lineage: Eukaryota; Metazoa; Nematoda; Chromadorea; Rhabditida; Ancylostomatidae
Exons: 2
Coding region: 1-315 (104 amino acids)
Source: RefSeq, a predicted model, not a curated record
AUGCGAAGUACAGUAGAUGAGUGUCCUGUCGAUAUCAUUCUAGCACCAUCAGGACCUCCAUUGACUGAUCUCGAGUACGCUGACAAUGUUGUUAUAUUCGCAGAAAGCAGUACGAAACUUCAAAGAUAUUGUCAACCUUGUAUCGAAGAGACCAGCAGAUCGCCUUGUUCAACAAGUUCUGAGGAGUUUGUCGGGUUCGAGCUGGAAGAGGCCACGUGGCCGAAAACGAAAAUUCUGGAUGAGGUGGAGGAAGAGGACCCUCAGCGUGGACAGGCAAUUCAGGCGAGACGCAAGAUUUUGCAGAAUAUGGAAUAG